UUUUCCCAUUUCUCGCCCUCCAGCUCUGCAAUGUGAAAGAGACGCCCCAGCACACGGAGGAAGAAGUCGGGGCCUUCACCAAACUCAUUGAGGCCAUGGGCUUCACCGGACCUCUCAAAUACAACAAAUGGAAAAUCAAGAUUGCUGCCUUGCGCAUGUACACAUGCUGCGUGGAGAGAGUCAAUUAUGACGAGUUCUUUGACAAGUGCUCCCUCCCUGACACACUCAACUCUUGGUUCUUGGUAGCACAGCUACAUGUGUGGAUGUGUUUGGUGCGGAUGCGUCAGGAGGGCCGAGAAGGGAAGUACAUGUGUCGUUACAUCGUCCACUCCAUGUGGGAGGAUGUGGAGCAGAGGAGCAAAAUUAUGGGGAUUGAUGCCAGCCAUAGGAAGGAAGGAAUGAAAGCCAUGACGGAGACGCGUUUUGCCGUAGCGAUAUUUGGAUACGGUAGGGGAAUCCUGUCUGACGACUGCGUGCUGGCAGCAGCUCUGUGGAGAAACCUGUUCAAUUGCCAGUGUGAUGACCCCAAACAGCUGGAGCUCAUGGUGGAAUACGUACGCAAACAGAUGCAGUUCAUCGACGCCCUGGACGGGAAGGACCUGAUGCUGACCGGCGAGGUCAAGUUGCGCCCGGUGGAGGAGAACGCGCAGAGCAUCCUGAAGGUGGCGACGCCACAACGACAACCGUUUGAGAUCAGUGUUCCACCACCUUCAUUUGAAUGA
Messenger RNA from Perca fluviatilis (European perch), 722 nucleotides. Its product is annotated as ubiquinol-cytochrome-c reductase complex assembly factor 1-like. The record is from RefSeq and is a predicted model, not a curated record. Gene Ontology annotation, biological process: mitochondrial respiratory chain complex III assembly. Lineage: Eukaryota; Metazoa; Chordata; Actinopteri; Perciformes; Percidae. Gene Ontology annotation, cellular component: mitochondrion.